AUGGCAUUAUUAGAUCCAGUAACAAUGUCAUCUCCAAUUGGCAAAGUGAGAAGUGGUGAAGUCUCUAAAUCCAAAGAUGGAGAGACUCCUACGCAGGCUGUUCGGACUUUAGCCUCGCCCCUGGCCCAAGCCGUGAGACAUAUCUAUCCAGUCUUACUCUUCUCACUAUUCCUCCUACGGUUCGAUGCUCUGGUAGCAGAUCCAGUAGCUGCCAUGUCCAGCUCUCUCCCUGUAGUCGCGGCCAUGCAAGUUGUCUAUGCUGUCACGUGCUUGCCACCGGCCGGCUCCCAGACUACGAAGCCGGCUAGGAAACUUCGGCCCGGAGAGAAGAAGAAGCCCGGAUCAGAGAGCAUGGGGCCAAGUAUUGCCGUUACAACUCUUGUUGCCCUCAUAUUGUCGAGCAUCACAAGCCUGGCUUUAUAUGGCAUUCUUAUUCUGUUUGGGGCUCCAUUCUUGACCCAUGUGCCUCAAACGUUCCUAUGUUCGACGCAUAUGGCCGCUCUGGGACUUUUCCCAUUGUUCUAUACACGUGGUGUGUCGAGCAAGGACUGGCUUGAAGUCCUUAGUGCGCAGGCCCCUUUCGAUGAAGCAUUCGGAGGUCUCACGGGUGCUUGUCUUGGAGCUUGGCUUGGUGCUGUACCUAUUCCCCUGGACUGGGAUCGCGAGUGGCAGAAAUGGCCUAUCACCAUAUUAUGUGGAGUUUAUUCGGGAUACUUGACCGGCAAGAUCGUCGGGGGUACCUUGGCCUUUGGCAAGAGAUUUCAAUCACCCGGUUAA
This is a messenger RNA of Annulohypoxylon maeteangense, 777 nucleotides long. RefSeq names its product GPI biosynthesis protein family Pig-F-domain-containing protein. NCBI's taxonomy places the organism in Eukaryota, Fungi, Ascomycota, Sordariomycetes, Xylariales, Hypoxylaceae. Bases 1 to 777 code for a protein of 258 amino acids. The record is from RefSeq and is a predicted model, not a curated record. Gene Ontology annotation, cellular component: endoplasmic reticulum membrane. Gene Ontology annotation, biological process: GPI anchor biosynthetic process. The transcript has 2 exons.